This is a messenger RNA of Penicillium salamii, 1455 nucleotides long. The record is from the annotation of a GenBank genome assembly. Lineage: Eukaryota; Fungi; Ascomycota; Eurotiomycetes; Eurotiales; Aspergillaceae.
AUGGCCGACCAGCAGGAUGUUGAUGCUGCAGUUGCAUCCUCUCGUGCAGCCUUGCCAGGCUGGUCACAGAAAGCUCCAACCGAAAGAGCGAGUAUUCUCUUAAAGUUCGCAGACCUACUGGAAAGAGAAGCUCAAACAAUCGGUGAACUCGAGGCGGUUUGUGGGGUAAAGCCUUUGAACAUCUUCCUUGCUAUUGAACUACCUCUUGCUGCCCGUGCGUUUAGAUAUUUUGCUGGCUGGUGUGACAAGAUACCCGGGGAGUCUUUCCCCGUCAGCAAUGGCUUCUACAAGAUAGUUCAACGGGAGCCUAUUGGUGUUUGUGCCAGCAUUACAGCUUUUAACGAGCCCAUUUACGGGAUGGCUGCCUCGCUAGCACCUUGCCUCGCAGCAGGCUGUACCAUGAUUAUCAAACCAAGCAUGAAAUCGCCUCUUUCUACCAUCUAUAUGGGAAAGCUAGCCAACGAGGCCGGCCUUCCUCAUGGAGUUCUCAACAUCAUCCCCGGAGGUCCCAUCACUGGAGGUCUACUCGCAACCCAUAUGGAUAUUAACUAUAUUACUUUCACUGGAGGUCUUCAGGCCGGGAAAGAGGUUUCUCGACUUGCUGCGAUAAGUAACCUCAAACGCGUUAAACUAGAGCUUGGUGGGAAAAGUCCGAGUCUCAUUUUUGCUGAUGCAAAUUUGGACGUGGCAAUACCGUGGUGCGUCAAUGGUAUAAAUCUGCUCUCAGGUCAAGUUUGCUCUGCUAGUUCGCGGGUAUACGUUCAUGAGAGUGUGAAGAAUGAAGUUAUCAACCGCAUGAAAGUGGAGUUUGAGGCGAUGGAAGGAAAAUUUGGCAAUCCUUUGGACAAAACCACAGGAUAUGGACCUUUGGUUGAUAAGGCCCAUUUUGAUCGCGUCACAGAAAUGAUUGAGCGUGGGACGGCAGAAGCCACACUAGUGACAGGUGGAAAGCCCGUUUUUGAAAAGGGCUACUGGAUGCGCCCUACGAUCUUUGUCGAUCCCGCCCCGGACGCAGAGGUCUACCAGGAAGAGAUAUUUGGACCAGUUGUGGUAAUUUCAUCAUUUUCAGACGAAGAAGAUGUUAUUGCCCGAGCAAACCAAUCCAAGUAUGGAUUGGCAGGCGCUGUUUUCACCCAAGAUAUCAACCGUGCAAUGCGCCUGGCCUCUGCAAUCUCCAGUGGAACAGUUGGGAUCAAUUGCUGCAGUGUGUUUGACCCGAGCGUUCCAUGUGGGGGUCUUCGGCAAAGUGGUUUUGGUCGUCGAAAUGGAAAGGUUUGUAACUACUCAAGCUCGCAUGACUGCUUUUUUAGUUUUGCUGUACUAGAACAUGCUCUUACCAUUGAUUUACAGGAGGGUCUUUUGGAGUACACUGAGACAAAGACCAUAUUUCUGAAGUAUGUCAUCCCGUUCCGAUACAAGGAGAAGGUGUUUUUGGAAAAUACUAACAUGGAAUAA